Molecule: messenger RNA, 1473 nt
Organism: Cyphomyrmex costatus
Lineage: Eukaryota; Metazoa; Arthropoda; Insecta; Hymenoptera; Formicidae
Product: katanin p60 ATPase-containing subunit A-like 2
Exons: 8
Coding region: 1-1473 (490 amino acids)
Molecular function (GO): protein binding; ATP binding; ATP hydrolysis activity
Source: RefSeq, a predicted model, not a curated record
AUGAACGACUGCCUGUCAUUAAAUGCGACAGCCGGACGAGUCGCUUACUUGGCACACGAAAAGGAGGAGAAACGUGUACAAGAACGUCGGCGUCAUCUCGUUUAUCUUAUCGCCGCUUUUUUACGAGAACAGGGUUACUCCAGUACCGCGGAAAGUCUCUUCAAAGAAGCUCAACUCUCUCGAGAUAUUCACGUAUGUGACAAUAUCGAUCUCGAAACUAUCAUUCUCGAGUAUACCGAUUAUUAUUACGCCAAGUACAAUAAGUAUCCUAAGUUGUGUAAGAAGAUUGAAGUUGGUAACGUAGCUUCAAAUAUCAACAAAAGAGUAGAAAGAGUUUCAAGGAUCUACUCAAAGCAAGAUAAUCGUAUUACCGAGGAAUGUAACAAUACUGGCAAAAAUAAAGUUGCACAAAAAUAUGCCACUUCCACAUGGAAUGAAUUGAAUCUUGGUAUUACGGUUACACCGAUUUUUCCCACAGAGAAUGGUGAUCGAGUCGUUUUGUCCGACGAAAUAUUCACCAGUAACGAAAAAUCACUGAAACCUAUCGAUAACCUCUAUCCACUUAGAUCUGAACUAAAAGAAAUUGCAGAUAUUAUGUCACGAGAAAUAGUGCAACAAAAUUUGAAUGUUCAUUGGGAUGAUGUGAAGGGAUUGAAAGAUUGCAAAUUGUUAUUAAAAGAAGCCAUACUUUACCCCAUGAAAUAUCCAAGUUUAUUUAAUAGGAGACUCGGUUCUUGCAAAGGCGUAUUAUUAUAUGGUCCGCCGGGAACUGGUAAGACGAUGCUUGCGAAAGCAGUCGCUACAGAGUGUCAAGCAACCUUCUUCAACAUCACUUCCAGUUCAGUUAUCAGCAAAUGGAGAGGAGAUUCAGAAAAAUACAUACGCGUGCUCACCGAUCUUGCUAAACAUUAUGCACCAACGAUAAUCUUUAUUGAUGAAAUCGACUGGACGACCACGAAAAACAUAGAUCAUACCUCGAGUUCGGAACCUGCUAGAAGAUUUCGAGCUGAACUUCUCGCCAGAUUGGACGGUUUAUUGUCAAUGGAAUAUACGAAUGUAGUAUUAUUAGCAGCUACAAAUGUUCCAUGGAAUAUAGACAUAGCCUUAUUGCGGCGUUUAGAAAAAAGGAUUUUUGUGGACCUACCCGAAGAAGCUAGUCGAUUAGAAAUAUUGCAAUCUUAUGUGCGCGAUGAUCUGUAUAAUUCGCCGGAAAUACUCAAACUUGCGCAAGAAACCGAAGGGUAUUCUUGCGCAGAUUUGAAAUUGCUCUGCAAGGAGGCAUGGAUCAAUCAAUUGCGGCCCAUUUGGGCAAAUCUCGAAGCUAAAACAAUUUCCGUGAAUAAUAUUCAAAAUGAUGGUUUAAUUAGUGCGAUUAAUCAUAUUGCGCUUGCUAAAGUCAAGGUAAAACCCAUUACCAAACAUAUAAACGCACAAUAUAUGGAAUGGCAUGAAGAAUUUGGUUUUUCAAAAUAA